Molecule: messenger RNA, 3249 nt
Organism: Malaya genurostris
Lineage: Eukaryota; Metazoa; Arthropoda; Insecta; Diptera; Culicidae
Exons: 1
Coding region: 1-3249 (1082 amino acids)
Biological process (GO): DNA integration
Molecular function (GO): nucleic acid binding
Source: RefSeq, a predicted model, not a curated record
AUGGCAAACGACAGAUAUUUGGUGCGUUUACCGUUCAAUGAUAAGAAGAUCCUACUGGGAGAUUCGAGGCGCACGGUCGAAAAACGAUUUUAUGGAUUGGAAAAACGUCUGAACGGCGUUCCUGAGCUGAAGCAACAGUAUAGUGACUUCCUGCGGGAGUACGAAGCACUUGGUCACAUGAUCGAGAAUCCGAAGCCCGAUGAUUCACAGGGUUUCUAUUUACCACACCACUAUGUCCUGAAACCCACUAGUUCUACUACAAAGUUACGUGUGGUUUUCGAUGGAUCAGCAGCGUCAGAUACGGGGAUUUCAAUCAAUGAAACCCAAUUGAUCGGGCCAAUUGUACAAAAUGAUUUGGUCUCGAUUCUUCUGAAUUUCCGUAUCCAUAGAUUUGUGUUUACAGCCGACAUCUCUAAAAUGUACCGGCAAGUCGCGGUACACGAAGACGACCGAAGAUAUCAGAGAAUCUUGUGGAGGGAAACCCAGAAUGAACUAUUGAAAACGUACGACUUGCAAACCGUAACGUACGGCUUAGCUUCAUCGCCAUUUCUUGCGACGAUGUCUCUCCGUCAAUUGACUGAAGAUGAAGGAGUACAGUAUCCAUUAGCCUCGAAGGCGAUCCAGAAAUCUUGCUAUAUGGAUGAUGCACUCUUUGGAGCUGAUACAUUACCGGAAAUCAUUGAAUUGAAGAAUCAGACCGUAGCUCUUUUGGCAAAGGGUUGUUUUUGUGUACACAAAUUUGCCUCGAAUUCCCAAGAACUACUGACGGACAUCCCAGAAGUCCAACGAGAACGUGGUAUUGAAAUCAAGGAUACCAGUAUCAACACAAUUAUGAAAACACUGGGUGUGGCGUGGAUCCCUGCCAAAGAUGAGUUUACAGUAGUGCUCUCUACACAUCCAGUCGACAAGUACGCUAUUUACACAAAACGAACAAUUUUGAGUCAAAUUGCAAAGAUAUUCGAUCCGUUGGGCUUUGUAGGUCCGGCGGUAACUGCUGCUAAAUUAAUUAUGCGUGAGCUGUGGUCAUUGAACCUGGAGUGGGAUCAAACGGUUCCUGCAGAUAUGGCGCAGUUGUGGAUAGAGUACUACCAACAGUUACAAACUCUAAACAAUAUCAAAAUUCCGCGAUGGAUUUUGAGCAAAGAAACCAGUGACAUCGAGCUCCAUGGGUUUGCUGACGCUUCAGAGCUCGCAUACGGUGCCUGCAUCUAUACACGAUUGAAACGAACUGACGGUACAGCGGAGAUGAAGUUAGUAUGCAGCAAGUCAAGAGUGUUACCCAGGAAAACAAAGGAACAGAAGCAAAUCACCACACCACGUGCCGAAUUAUUGGCGGCAGUGCUAUUAUCACGGUUAACUGUGAAGAUACUAGCUGCGUUCGAAAUACAAUUUAGUUGUGUGACUAUGUGGAGUGACUCGCAAAUUGUCUUGUGCUGGAUUCGAAAGUCACCUAGUGAGCUGAAAACUUACGUUGGCAAUCGAGUCCGAGAAAUUCAAAAUACGACUGAGGGAUUUCAAUGGAAAUACAUCCCAACGAAGGAGAACCCUGCUGCUUGUUUAUCGCGUGGAAUCGCCCCGAAGAACAUGGAGUCUCAUUCGCUCUGGUGGACUGGACCAACAAUGUUUCGUAUUGCAGAUCCAAUCAUUGUUGUGCCGCCUGCAAUAGUGGACGAAGAUAUUCCUGAAGUGAAGAAGACAGUGUUAGUAACAGCGAUCACAGAAGCACGGCUACCGCUUUUCGAUCGAAUUAGCCGUUUUUCAAUUAUUCUGCGUGCUAUGGCAUAUGUGGUGCGUUUUUGUGAUGUUUUGCGUAGUGGUAGGAAGAAACUCACUAACGGUUUACCUACGACGGAUGAGAUUUCACGAUCUCACGCACUGAUCAUGCGAUUAGUGCAAACUGAAGCAUUUGCUACUGAGUUGAAGUUAUUGCGAACGAAGAACCCCAAUUUGAAAGUUCCCUUCCGGAGCUUGCAUCCUUUCAUCGAUCCAAAUGAUGCAAUUCUGCGAGUCGGAGGCCGUUUGAGGAACGCCCAAGUUCCUUAUGAGUACAAGCAUCAAGCGUUACUCCCGGAAAGACAUCCCUUGACAAUAACAUUGAUACGAUACUUGCAUCAAACCAAUCUUCACCCCAAUCAAAGAAGCUUGCUAGCUAUAGUAAGACAGCGAUAUUGGCCUCUACGAGCAAAAAACAUCAUCAGAAAGGUUAUAUAUCAGUGUAUACCAUGCUAUCGGUUAAAACCAACUACAUCUACGCAACUCAUGGGAGAUCUACCCGACUAUCGAGUCCAGCCGUCGUUUCCGUUCACACGCACCGGGCUGGAUUUCGCCGGUCCAUUCAAUAUUCGUGGCAACCACAAACUACGAAACGCGCAGAUUACGAAAGGUUACAUCUGUGUAUUUGUGUGCAUGGCAACUCGCGCCCUUCAUCUGGAAGCGGUUUCAGACUUGACGUCGGAAGCCUUUCUUGGGGCCCUGCAACGGUUUGUCAGUCGUCGAGGUCUGAUCGAGAAUUUGUACUCCGACAAUGCAACCAAUUUUGAAGGCGCUAACAAUGAACUACGUCGUCUAGCUGAACUGUUUCGUGAUGAGCAACAUUGUCGUGAUCUUGAUACGUUUUGUACACAGCGAGGAAUCAAGUGGUCCUUCAUUCCGCCACGAAGCCCACACUUCGGGGGGAUUUGGGAAGCGGGUGUCAAAUCCGUUAAACGGCACCUCAUGCGAAUUUUGGUCGAGCAUAAUCUUUCCUUCGAGCAAUUCUCAACAGUGCUUACCCAGAUAGAGGCGAUUUUAAACUCGCGGCCAUUAACACCUACUUCAGACGAUCCAAACGAUGUUCGUGCUAUCACUCCGGCCCAUUUUCUAAUCGGUCGGGAGUUUCAAACGAUCCCAGAGCCUUCAUAUCAGCAAAUUCAUCCUGGUCGGCUGUCCAAGUGGCAGUUCGUCCAAGAUUUAAAGCAAAAAUUCUGGAACCUGUGGAUGACCCACUAUCUUCACGAGCUUCAGCAACGCCAGAAGGAUUUUAAAAUCACCACGUUCAAGAUUGGUGCGUUAGUAUUGGUCGUCGACGACAACGUACCUCCUUUGCAAUGGAUGCUUGCCCGCAUCACUGAGCUGAUUCCAGGAAGAGACGGCCACACACGUGUGGUUGGUCUGCGUUUACCUAACGGCAAAACAACGACGAGAGCAAUCAAGAAGAUCUGUUUACUUCCAUUGGAUGGUGAAGGAGAAGAACCAGCCAUCCCUUCUUGA